GUAAAAGAUCAUAAAGAUGGCAGCCCAGAUGUUCAAAUUUUUUUCUGGUAUUUUUUGUUAUUGAACAAGUAAACUUAUAAAUGUCCAGCAAUUCAUUGAAUGGUUGGUCAACACCCAAGAAGAUGGAUGAAGUUGAAUUUGUUCCAUUGACUCCACAAGAUGCUACAGGCUUCCACAAGUAUUCCAAUGAUACACAUGAAAAUUUAGCCACUCCAUUUACUGCAAAGAAAUUAUCGUCACCAAGAUCUCAGAAGCGUAUCUUUCAAUCCUGUCCUAGUAUCUCUGAGAAAGUUGAAAUAAUUCAUCAGCAAACUGAUGACAUGGUACAGAAAGUGAUACAUAAUACCAACAAAACUGUGGGUUAUGUAUCGCCAUACAAAGCCACAAAGAAGAUUUUAACACCCUGUGAAAAGUUGCUUGAUAAAACAACAGAUAGAAAGGAUUAUGGUAGCAGUCAAAGUGGUUUAAGUAUACAAUCCUACACUAAAAGGAUGUCUCCAUCACAAGCCGCUCAAUGUCAAGAUUUAUUUUCUGCGAAAGAUGAAAUCAUUGAGCAAAAAGAUAUUAUUAUGCAAAAGCAAAAAAUGAUAAUCACUCAACUGCGUCAAACAAAUAUAGAACUGGAAGAGCUACUUGUUCAAAAAGAACAUCAAAUUCAAUCAAACAGCAAUGAAAAGUUUACGCUUCAUUUACAAGAAUACCAAUAUCAAGUUUCACACUUAAAACAACAACUAGUGGAAGCUAAAUCAGUAAAACAAGCUGAAGUUGAAAAGUUGCAAAGAAAGCUUGGUGAAAGAGAAUAUGAACUUGGUAAACUUGGAAUAAAGUUAAAAGAAAUGGAAAUAAAUAAUUCAUCUGAUGUUACAGUUAUAAAAAAAGAGUUAGAUGAAAAAGUUCAAGAACUUAAACUGGAACAAGCAAAGACAGACAAACUUUUGCAAGAUUUUAAAGUUACCAAACAAGAAAACGCUAAAUUACAAUCUUACCUUGAAGAACUACCUACUGCCGAAGAGUUUAAAAAAUUACGGAAAGAGGUUAAAAAUUGUCAUCAGGAAAAAGAAGACAUACAAGAGAAAAAAGAAGUUGUACAUAAAAGAUAUAAAGAGAUUAAAACUGAAUACCAAAACAAAGAUAUAGAAUGUAAGAAGCUACAGAGGUUAAAUACAGAACUUCAUGAUCAAAUUUCCAGUCUUAGUAAUAUUCUCGGAAAGUAUCGUGCCCGUGAUAAACUUGGUCCUGUUGCGAUUGAAGAUCAUGAAAAACUAAAGCAAGAGAAUGAUAUUUUAAAAAAGGAAAGGGAAGAUUUAAAGCAUUCACUGGAAAAGCGUCACAAAAAAAUGAAUCGACUGCAUUAUGAAUUUCUAAGUAAACAAAAAUUGUUUGAUGAAGAUAAGUUGCAACAGAAGGAAACUUUAUCUUUGUUAAAAGAAGAAUUGCAAGAAAAAAGCGUUACUAUUUCAAAGCUUUCUGCAAGGUCUCAAGAAUUGCUGGAAAAUAACCUUGACUUACAACAAGAUCUCAUUAAGUAUAAAGAAACAUAUACAGAAGAAUAUCAAGUAAAGCUGAAGUCAUUAUUUGAAGAGAUAUCUCAUUGUUCUGAUGAUGUUGGGUCAUUUGUUACGUUAUGUGCUUCUAGAAUGAAAGGAAAUGACCCUAGUUUAAAUGCAUUACUUGGUUUACAAGAUUCACCGGACAAAAGUAGUGCUCCUCUACCAGGCGAAUGCGAAACAACAGAUUUAGAAGCAGUAAAAUUAAAACUUGAAUUAUUAGGUGGUAUACGAAGCCAUAUCGAGGAGUUACGACAGAUGCUCUCAGAACAAUAUGCACAAGAAAUUGGUGAUAACAUGUGUGUCACUCAAUAGAAAAUCGUAUUUGAUUUUCUUACAAAGCUCCAGUUUCUUCUUAGAAUUUGUCUUUUCUGUUGGUCAUAGGUUAGACAUAGAGUAGUUAGAUUUUUUUAUCUGUCAUAUUUUUUUACAUUUUUGUUUGUGGAAAACAAAGUUCUGUUUUUAUGUUAAUUUGUGUUUGGAGUAUUAUGAGAGGAUCAAUGAGGUGGUGUGUAGUAAUGCAUAGACAUUUAAUUGUUAAUCUGUUCGUAACAGUAGGAUGGGGUUGUAAUUCUUUAUGUUACCUUUGAAUUACGUUAUUUUGAUAAGAGUUUUGUAUUGCAUUUUUCAGUAAAAACGGAGAUAAAGAAUUUUACAAAAGAGUUUGAAACAUGGGAGCAUUAAAUAUUACUUCAUUUUUAGUCUACGUUAUUUAUAAAUCAGCAAUUUCUUUAUUUAGGCUUGCGUUCGAUUUUUUGGUAUUGGAUGUAUGAUGUAUAUAUGUGUAUGUCAAGAGUUUUGUUAUGAGAUUUGUAGAUAUCAUUAAUUUAUUAUUUAAAUUAAUUUAUUUUUAAAAGUUUUGUUGAAGCCAUAGAAUAGAUGGAAUGAUAGGAAUUCUUGUUUAAUUUUACCACUGGAUAGUAAAGUGUUUUUGGUGAAUUAUGAAGCUGACUUUAAUCUUCAAUCUAUUAGAUAUUUCUUUGAGACAUGCAUGUGCCAUAACUUUUCGUCAGUUUUGUAUCCGAUGUCGCUUUUGCGUAACUGGUGUGAAGACCUGAAAUUUUAAUCGCUUGUAGAAUAUAAUUUAAUUCAGUAAAAUAGACCUUAUGUGCUUAAGUAUCUUGCUGUAACAAAGCUAAGUGAAUGAUUCACAGGUUUCACUGCUAUUUACGAGGUCAUUCCCCGUACAAUAUAAUCAUGUGUUCUAGAUAAAGUCAUACUUCUUGUUAUAAUGUUAUAAACCUCCAAGAAAUGGAAAUGCGGAAAAAGGUUUUCCAAUUGCAAUUAGCAAUGCUUUUUUUCUUCCAUUCUUGUUUUUCUAAGUGAUUAACUAUAAUUCUUGUGGAGGCCGACGACCAGCAAAUAAUUAUAAAAUAUGGCCUAAGUUAGUUACAAUCAGUGUUACAUGGUUAAAAUGCAUGUAACACUGGAAUCACUUGAAGGUUUAAUUGAAGUUAAUAAUGUGUUUUAUUUGUGUUUGUUAGUGUAUAAAGCAAGAUGAAGUUUUGCGAAACGUCAUCAAAUAUAAAAUACAAGUGGGAUCACUUAUGUUCGAUGUUUUACAAGCGAUAUCCUAACCCUUACAGUAAACACGUACUGUCAGAAGACGUUCUUUCAAGGCACGUUGAAAAUAACAUUUUAAAAACGAUUCGAAUAUAUUCAAAAACCAACGAGACACCUUCCUGGUUGCAAAGAAUUUUACCUACAGCAACUGCGUACAUUCUGGAAGAAUCGCAUGUUGAUAUUGAAACAAAGACCAUUGUUACCUAUACGAAGAAUUUAACCCUAACGACUUUUUUAAAGGUGGAAGAAAAAUCUAUUUUUAAAAUAUCCAAUGAUAAUAAGGACUGGACGUCAGUUAGGAGACAAUCUUGGAUUAGCAGUAGUUUUUAUGGACUGUGCCAUGCGUUUGAAUCGUUUGGUGCUAAGCGAUAUAUUUCUAACAUUCAAAGAAUGGAUAAUGGUUUUGAAAGUGUACUACAGAAAAACAAUCAUUACUCAACAGGACAAUCAACUUUUCCAUUACCAAUAUCUAGUAAUAUGUAAAAUAUUGUUAUAUUGAAGAAUUGUUUCUAUGUA
Molecule: messenger RNA, 3626 nt
Organism: Hydractinia symbiolongicarpus
Lineage: Eukaryota; Metazoa; Cnidaria; Hydrozoa; Anthoathecata; Hydractiniidae
Product: coiled-coil domain-containing protein 186-like
Exons: 16
Coding region: 81-1862 (593 amino acids)
Cellular component (GO): centrosome
Source: RefSeq, a predicted model, not a curated record